AUGGUCUCUCCAAGCCACAAAACAAACGGGAGUCAAUCCAACCUGCCCGGUUUUAAGCUGGCCUAUUGUAGAUGGGGAUAAGUUGAUGCACUCAUGAUAUCUUCUGCAUAAGUCGAUGCACAAACGGGAGUCAACCCAACAUGUCUUCUGCAACAUAUAUUCCUUCCCCUCAUAACAUUUAUGGGCUCAUAUGUCAGCUGUGAUGGUUGCCAGGUUGGAGAAAGGGGCGUCCAAUUAUCAGGAGGCCAAAAACAGAGAAUUGCAAUAGCCAGAGCCAUUCUUAAAAAUCCUCCUAUCCUUUUGCUUGAUGAAGCCACUAGCGCCCUCGAUUCAGAGUCUGAAAAGCUGGUUCAAGAAGCACUUGAGUCAGCUACGCAGGGAAGGACUGUCAUCUUGAUCGCACACAGGCUCUCAACAGUUGUAAAUGCAGAUAUCAUUGUUGUAGUCGAGAAUGGACAAGUUGCGGAGACAGGAACACACCAGAGUUUGUUAGACACAAGCAGAUUCUAUAGUACAUUAUUUAGCAUGCAGAACCUUGAACUAGUUGCUGAACCCAGAGCUACGAUUUCAAAGACUAAAAGUGCCCGCCAAGAAGAUUUUCCUACUGAAACUAGACCACCAGUAGAAGUGCAGGGAGAGGUCCAAAAGAAUAUUACCGAGCACUCUGUGCUAAAGGAACACAACAAAAUGGGCAGCGGAAAAAGAAAUAUAUUUUUCAGAAUUUGGUUUCGUCUUAGAAAGAGGGAGCUAGUGAAGGUUUCUAUUGGCUCAAUUGCAGCAGCUUUCUCUGGUAUCUCAAAGCCAUUUUUUGGGUUUUUCAUCAUCACCAUAGGAGUAGCAUACUUUAAGGAAGAUGCAAAAACGAAAGUUGGACUUUAUUCAGCCAUCUUCACUGCAGUAGGGAUGCUUUCAUUAUUCAGCCACACCGUCCAGCAUUACUUAUUUGGAGUGGUUGGAGAAAAGGCCAUGGCAAAUCUCAGACGUGCUCUGUAUUCAGGUCUGCUACGUAAUGAAGUAGGUUGGUUUGACAAAUCAGAGAAUACUGUUGGUUCAUUGACUUCACGCGUUAUCAGUGACACUGCCAUGGUCAAAGUAAUCAUUGCUGAUCGAAUGUCUGUAAUCCUGCAAUGUGUUUCCUCCAUACUGAUAGCAACAGUUGUCAGCAUGGUUGUCAACUGGAGAAUGAGUUUGGUAGCUUGGUCUGUGAUGCCCUGCCACUUCAUAGGUGGUCUUAUUCAAGCCAAGUCUGCCAAAGGAUUUUCUGGUGACUACUCUGCAGCACAUUCUGAGCUUGUUGCUCUUGCAUCCGAGUCUACAACCAACAUAAGGACUAUUGCCUCAUUUUGUCAUGAAGAACAAGUAUUGAGGAAAGCCAAAACAUCCCUAGAAAUUCCAAAGAAAAAGUAUAGGAAAGAAAGUAUCAAAUAUGGGAUCAUUCAAGGCUUCUCCCUUUGCUUAUGGAACAUUGCACAUGCUGUUGCUCUGUGGUACACAACAAUUCUGGUUGACAGACGUCAAGCCAGCUUUGAAAAUGGAAUAAGGUCAUACCAAAUUUUUUCUCUCACAGUUCCUUCUAUCACAGAAUUAUACACGCUGAUCCCAACUGUCAUCUCGGCUAUCAAUAUACUGACCCCAGCAUUCAAAACCCUUGAUCGUAAAACUGAAAUUGAACCAGACACACCAGAUGAUUCACAACCAGAGAGGAUCCAAGGAAAUGUAGAAUUUGAAAAUGUAAAAUUUAACUACCCUUCAAGACCCGAAGUCACCGUUCUUGAUAAUUUCAGUUUACAAAUUGAAGCUGGAUUGAAGGUGGCUUUUGUUGGACCAAGUGGAGCUGGAAAAUCCUCUGUUUUGGCCCUUUUACUACGAUUUUAUGAUCCACAGGGAGGAAAGGUGUUAAUUGAUGGAAAAGACAUAGGGAAAUAUAAUCUAAGAUGGUUAAGGACACAAAUAGGACUAGUACAACAAGAACCACUGCUUUUUAAUUGCUCAAUCAGAGACAACAUUUGCUAUGGCAAUAAUGUGGCUUCUGAAAGUGAAAUAGUGGAGGCUGCUAAAGAAGCAAACAUACAUGAAUUUGUAAGUAAUUUACCAAAUGGAUAUAGCACUGUUGUUGGAGAGAAAGGCUGCCAGCUUUCCGGAGGUCAAAAGCAAAGAAUAGCCAUUGCCAGAACAAUACUAAAGAAGCCUGCAAUUUUACUCCUUGACGAAGCAACAAGUGCUCUUGAUGCUGAGUCUGAAGGAAUUAUAGUAAAUGCCUUAAACGCAAUACAUCUGAAGGAAGACCGUGGAUUGCGUUCAAGGACCACCCAGAUAACAGUAGCUCAUAGGCUUUCCACAGUGAUAAACUCAGAUACUAUAAUUGUCAUGGACAAAGGUAAAGUUGUACAGAUGGGUUCCCACUCGACCCUAAUAACAGUAGAGUCAGGACUUUAUUCAAGGAUGUUCAGGUUACAGAGCUUCGAAGAAACUUCGUAG
Messenger RNA from Vigna angularis (adzuki bean), 2478 nucleotides. Its product is annotated as ABC transporter B family member 14. Gene Ontology annotation, cellular component: membrane. The transcript has 3 exons. Gene Ontology annotation, molecular function: ABC-type transporter activity; ATP binding; ATP hydrolysis activity. Gene Ontology annotation, biological process: transmembrane transport. The record is from RefSeq and is a predicted model, not a curated record. Lineage: Eukaryota; Viridiplantae; Streptophyta; Magnoliopsida; Fabales; Fabaceae.